UUAUUGUCGUUUGAAUGAGAAAUGCGCGGCAGGCUCCAUUUACUCAUGCUAUCAGUGCUUUGUGAGAAGGCAUGCGAAACGUGAGUUGGGGCUACGCUGCGCAGGCGACCGAAUACCGAGAACAUCCGAAAGGACCGAGAAAAGGCCAGCGGGGAAUAGCGUCUCCGAAGGAAGAACCGGCGACGUUGCGGAGCGGAAAUCGAAAAUGUGGGGCAACUUUCGGUGGAAUCUGCGACUCUGAGAAGACAGCGAGUGAAGGAAGGCACCGGUUGCCCGCGUCGCCAUGGAGUCCUUUUGCGGUUCUGCAUUUUGGGACCCCGAGCUCUCCUGGAACCGCAAUGCGAACCCCGAUCUGACAACAUGCUUCCAAGACACAGUGAUGUUGUGGGUGCCGUGCGGUCUGCUGUGGUUGUGCGCGCCGUUCGAGUUCCUCUCCAUGGCGAAGAGCAAGCGCAAGCGGCGACCCUGGACUCUACUAACCAUUACCAAACUGUUCUUCUCGCUGCUGCUCGUGGCCACUGCAUUCGCCGAGCUCUUCAACCGCUUCUCCAGGCUCGGAAGGGGCGCUUCGCUUUAUCCAGUCGAUUACGUGGCGCCAUCACUACGCCUCGUCACCUUCGGCCUGACCAUCCCCUUGAUCUUGGGGGGCCGACGCGCCGGCUUUUACACGUCGGCACCACUGUGCAUCUUCUGGCUGCUGAUGUCCAUGGCGGCUACUCUGCGCUACAGGUCAAUCAUGAUGACAGUCUUCAGGGAGCAACAGCAAGGCGACGAGAAAGCGAUGCAGAAUCUCGAGUUUGACUUCAUAGUAAGCGUCGUCUACUUUCCUAUCGUGGCUUGCCAGUUUGUAGUCAGCUGCUUCUCCGAUAAGUCUACGAGGAUACGGCUGAAAGAGAAAAAUUCUCCCGAAGCAAAGGCGUCAUUCAUAUCAGACGUUUUCUUCUGGUGGUUCAAUGGGAUGAUAUUGCGGGGAUACAAGGAACCGCUGCGUCUCGAUGACAUGUGGAGCCUCGACCAAGCCAACUCUACCAAGCAAAUCGCGAACAACUUCGACCACUUUUACCGUGGCCAGAAACGGCCAAAAAAGCCUACCGGAGAGAAGAACACAUCUGCGGACGGAGGUCUUGCGUCCUCGCCCGAAGUUGGCAUCAUGACGCCACUGUUUCGCACCUUCCUGCCCGAGCUCUUCGUGCUGGCUUUUCACAAGCUCGUGGGAUCGCUGCUCACGUUCGUCAACCCCGUGGUGUUAGAUCUGCUGAUCAGAUUUAUCGACUCGAACGAGCCUGCCUGGCACGGAGGCCUGUUCGCGUGCACCAUGUUCUUCGCGUCGAUGGCCGAGUCCCUGUUCAACAGCCAGUACGAGUACCGCAUAUUCCUCGUGUCCAUGCGCAUGCGGUCUGCCAUGAUCAACGCCAUCUACAGGAAGGCGCUGACGCUGUCCAGCUCUGCAAAAGGUCGCUUCACCACGGGCGAAAUCGUGAAUCUCAUGGCUGUCGACACGCAGAGGAUCAUGGAGUACAUACAGGUGUUCAACUACCUGUGGAGCACACCGAUCCAGGUUGCGCUGGCCACCUACCUGCUGUGGCAGCAGCUGGGCGUGGCUACCCUGGGCGGCCUCGCUGUCAUGGUCAGCCUGCUGCCAAUCAACGGCUGCGUCACCGCAUACCUGCGCAAGUACCAGUACAGCAUCAUGGAACAGAAGGACCGGCGGAUCAAGCUGCUGAACGAAAUGUUGGCCGGCAUCAAGGUGCUGAAACUAUACGCUUGGGAGACGGCCUUCCAGAAGCGGGUGCAGGACCUUCGCAACCUGGAGCUCACGUACUUGAAGAAGCAGGCGUAUCUCAAUGCAGCCAUCGUGUUUUCCUUUGCCUGCGCGCCGUUCCUGGUGGCGCUGGUGAGCUUCGGAGUGUACGUGACCAUGGACAGCCAGAACGUACUGGACGCGAACAAGGCGUUUGUGUCGCUCACGUUGUUCAAUGUUCUAAGAGUGCCGCUGGGCCUUCUGCCACUCAUCGUAUCCAACACUGCAAUGUUCAUGGUGUCCCUUGGCCGUAUCAAUGACUACCUUCGCUCGGAUGACCUGGAUCCGAUGGCGGUGCAGUCCGACGCCAGCCAAGAAGAGGCCGUGAAGGUUGAAGAUGCCUCGUUCGCCUGGUCUCGAAGUAGCCCAGCAGCGCUGAAGAACAUCACGGUCAGCGUGCCCAAAGGGUCACUCGUCGCCAUCGUGGGUUCGGUGGGAUCGGGCAAGUCGUCGUUACUUUCCGCCUGCCUCGGUGACAUGGUCAAGCUCAAGGGAUCUGUCACUGUCAGCGGCUCCCUAGCCUACUCGCCUCAGCAGGCAUGGAUCCAGAACGCCAGCGUAAGGAACAACAUCCUCUUCGGCCACGACUACGACAAAGAGCACUACGACCAGGUGGUCGAGGCGUGUGCCUUGAAGCCCGACCUUGCGGUCUUGCCCGCAGGUGAUAACACCGAGGUCGGUGAGAAGGGCAUCAACGUGAGCGGCGGUCAGAAGCAGCGUAUGAGCAUCGCCAGAGCCGCGUACAGCGGCCGCGACGUCUACCUCUUCGACGACCCGCUCAGCGCCGUCGACUCGCACGUGGGCAAGCACAUCUUCGACAAGGUCAUCGGCCCCAAGGGCAUGCUCCGGAACAAGACGCGCAUACUGGUUACCCACCGGCUGUCCGUGCUCCCGGAAGUGGACACUGUGGUCGUGAUGCGAGACGGAACCGUGUCGGACUGCGGAAGUUUUCAGGAGCUGCUGUCCCGGGGCGGCGCCUUCUCCGAGUUCCUGGUCCAGUUCAUUCAGGAGAGCCAGGAGACCGAGCAACCCAUGUCGGAGGAAGACGUGGAACUCUUCACUGCCAUCGCGUCGCAGACGUCGUUACCUACACCAGAACUUGUCCGGUACCGCUCGGCGCGAAGCGACCUUAGCGACACCGAUUCGAGCCUGCCUGACGAACAGAACAGCGUGCUCCGUCGUCGGCAAUCCCAUCGUAGGAGCAGUGGCCGCGAGUCUUCGGGUGGCGCCGGCGGAAGUAGCGUGGCGCAGAGCAAGCAGCCAUCUGUAGCCAGGGCAUCCAAGGCCAAGCUCACCGUGGAAGAGACAUCAGAAGUUGGAUCGGUGAAGUGGCGGGUGUACUGGGACUUCGUGAAGGCCAUGGGGACGUGGAUAACGCUGGCCUCGCUGUCGACUUUCAUUAUAUCGCACGCAUUCAACAUAGGCGGCAGCAUCUGGCUCGGAGUCUGGAGUAACGACGCACUCGACCCCGAGCUGGCGACGGACCCGGCGCAGAAGAACUAUCGGCUCGGCAUGUACGCCAUGUACGGCUUCGUAGAGACCGCAUUCGUGCUGUUCGGUGGUGUGUGGCUGAACCUGGCCAUCCUGCAGGGCAGCCGCGUGGUGCACGAUCGCAUGCUGCACCGCGUGCUGCGCGCACCCAUGGCCUUCUUCGACACCACGCCCAUGGGCCGCAUACUCAACAGGUUCUCGAAGGACGUUGACGCCGCUGACGUGACGCUCCCUUUCAACGUGCGCAUGCUGCUUGUUCAGUUCCUACGCACCGUGGUGGCGUUCUUGUUGAUUGCGCUGCAAACGCCCCUCUUCCUGAGCGCCGUCAUACCGCUGUUGUUCAUCUACUACUUCAUACAGAAAGUCUACAUCGCCACGUCGCGGCAGCUGAAGCGCCUCGAGUCCGUGUCACGGUCGCCCAUCUACGUGCACUUCUCGGAGACGGUGACCGGCAGCAGCUCCAUCCGGGCCUACGGAGUCGGUGAGCGGUUCGUCGCCCACUCGGACGAGCUGACCGACAUCAACCACAGCACCUACUUCCCCAGCAUCGUGGCAAGUCGGUGGCUCGCCACAAGGCUGGAGUUCAUCGGUUACACCAUAGUUUUAAUAGCGGCGUUACUUGCGGUCAGCAGCCGAGACACUCUGUCUCCCGGCAUGGCUGGCCUUUCCGUCAGCUACUCCCUUACGGUCACGAUGACGAUGAACAUGCUGGUCCGUUGUACCUCUGACACGGAAACGAACCUUGUCUCGGUCGAGCGCUGCUUGGAGUACACCAAGGUGGCGCAAGAGGCUCCGUGGGAGAAUCCUUACUUCAAGCCUGAUCCUUCGUGGCCAAUCACUGGAGAAGUCGCCUUCGAGAAUUACUCGACGCGGUACCGAGCAGAUUUGGACCUCGUCCUCAAGGGAAUCACGUGCGACAUCAAGCCAGGAGAAAAGGUUGGCAUCGUGGGAAGAACGGGCGCGGGCAAGUCUUCGUUGACGCUGGCUCUCUUCCGCAUCAUCGAAGCCGCCGGCGGCUCCAUCAACAUCGACGGGCUGGACAUAUCCACGCUCGGCCUCUACGACCUGCGCAGACAGCUCACCAUCAUACCGCAGGAUCCGGUGCUGUUCAGUGGGACACUGCGGUCCAACCUUGACCCUUUCGAUGCGAAGAAUGAGGUGGAGCUGUGGCGGGCGCUGGAGCACUCGCACCUCAAAGACUUUGUCGCCACUCUGACUGAGGGCCUCCAGCACGAAAUUGCCGAGGGUGGUGAAAACAUCAGCGUGGGCCAGCGGCAACUGCUGUGCCUGGCUCGUGCCUUGCUGCGCAAGUCUCGCAUCUUGAUCCUGGACGAGGCGACGGCCGCGGUGGACAUGGAGACGGACGACCUGAUACAGGCCACCAUACGGCGAGAGUUCGCCGACUGCACCAUCAUCACCAUCGCGCACCGGCUCAACACCAUUCUCGACUACGACAGGGUGAUCGUCCUGGACGGUGGUGAAAUCGCAGAGAGCGACUCGCCGCAGGAAUUGUUGAAGCGAGAGUCCUCGCUCUUCUACGCGCUGGCCAAGGACGCCAACUUGCUGCAGCCGCAGCAACAUGAUUGAUUUUUGAAGGCCACGUUGUCAGCGACGCCGUGUUCAACAAACUGCUGAUUGAAACUCGAAUCCUUGAUGUGUCAUCAGCGCAGCGCUUCGUAUAGAUGUCGCUUCGUUUGAAGCCUCUUUGAGAGACUUGUCCUUGAUGCGAAAGAUUGUUGCUAUGCUAAUUGUGUACAUUUUGAUGCCGUCGACGAGAAUACAUCUCAGUACGAGAUAUGUAACAUAAUUUGUGAAGAACGUGUGGCGUGCGUGAUAUCUCGACAAAAAAAAAAAAACACUCUGGCUUAUGUUAACAUGUACCGCUUUGACGCAAAGACGAUAUCUUUUCUUUUUCCUAUCAAGUUCCUGGUGCUUUGUCAUCGCGGAGAAUGCUUGUCAAAUCUUCAGCUUCGUUCAGACCAUUACUCGCGUCAAGUGUGAUGUUUGGUAUUUAUUGAACUCAUGAAUGACCAAAAUAGUUUCACAAUUCCAGCACUAUCAUGUUUUCACAAUAAAGAAAAA
Molecule: messenger RNA, 5374 nt
Organism: Dermacentor silvarum
Lineage: Eukaryota; Metazoa; Arthropoda; Arachnida; Ixodida; Ixodidae
Product: multidrug resistance-associated protein 1-like
Biological process (GO): transmembrane transport
Cellular component (GO): membrane
Molecular function (GO): ABC-type transporter activity; ATP binding; ATP hydrolysis activity
Source: RefSeq, a predicted model, not a curated record